CACACUUGCAGGAGUUUAGAGGAACAAACGUAGAUCGGUCGACCUUUUUUGUUUGUUAAAGAAAUAACUUAUUUUCCACGCAUGGAUCUAUGUUGUUCUCUUCUGGGGUUUCGAGGAAGUGCAAUGGUUUGCACUGCCGGGCAUUUUGGAGCGUCCACGGGGAGGCAGAGGCCACACGGACUCCACAGCGCAAAGUUUUAAAAGUGCUUUCCUCGUCAAAGUUGUCGUCUUCACACUCCGAACAGCCCGAACCAUCAUGGCGAGGCGGACCAGGCGGAGCACUUUGCUUUUGACGCCGAAUCCGCGCGCUGCUUUUCGGGAUACACUGCUCGGUCUUCACGGGAGCUUGUCGGCGUGUUUGUGGGGCUUCGCUUUCACGUGCUGUGCUCUUUCUUGUGGAUUUUGUCGGGCAGACACGGAGUUUUCCAUCCUGGAAGAAGCGCAAGUUUUGUCCGAGCAGAUGAAGAAGCUGUCCUCCGAGGAGCUGGGAGUCUUAACCAUGCAGAAGAUUUUCAACUCUUUUGUGUACACCGAGAAGACAUCAAAUGGAGAGACAGAAGUCCAGCAGCUGGCCAAGAAGAUUCGGGAGAAGUUUAAUCGCUACCUCGAUGUGGUGAACAGGAACAAACAGGUGGUGGAAGCCUCAUACACUGCCCACCUUACAUCUCCACUCACUGCAAUACAGGACUGCUGCUCCAUUCCAGCAUCUAUGAUGGAGUUUGAUGGAAAUUUCAACGCCAAUGUGUCCAAGACCAUCUGCUGCGACAGACUUUCACCCACUGUCAACAGCCGAGCUUUCAACCCUGGACGAGACCUCAACUCAGUGUUGGCAGACAACCUCAAGUCCAACCCAGGCAUCAAGUGGCAGUACUUCAGCUCCGAGGAGGGCAUCUUCACAGUCUUCCCGGCCCACAAAUUCCAGUGUAAAGGAAGUUACGAACAUCGCAGCAGGCCUGUGUACGUGUCUGCAGUGCGUCCCCAGUCCAAACAUAUUGUUGUGAUGGUGGAUCACGGAGCGUCUGCAACAGAAACUCAACUGCAAAUUGCCAGGGACUCGGCUCUGGUUAUCCUUAAUGCAAUAGAUGAACAUGACAAGAUUUCCAUUCUGUCAGUAGCAGAGAUGGUUCGCUCCUGCUCCCUUGACCAGUGCUACAAGAGUUUGCUCUCUCCGGCCACCAGCGAGACAAAGAGGAAGAUGAGCACCUUCAUCUCCAACAUCAAAGUAUCCGAUAGCACCACGCAGCAUGCAUCAGGCUUCCAAAGGGCUUUCCAACUUCUCCGAAACACCAGCAGCCUCAGCAGGCAAAGCAGCACCACAGACAUGGUUGUCAUCUACCUGUCAUCUGGCAUCACAUCUCGAGAGUCAUCAGAGCAGGAAAAGAAAGCGACGCUCAGUGUGGUCAAAGAGGAGAACCGAUACUUCAACAACUCUGUCAUGAUCCUCACUUAUGCGCUCAUGAAUGAGGGAGUAACCGGUCUGAAGGAGCUGGCCUUCUUGCGGGACCUGGCAGAGCAGAAUUCGGUUAAGUAUGGCGUUGACCGCUUUCCUGCGGCUUCAUCGUUUGGAUCAGCCGGGGCUCCCAUGAUGCCUGUGGUGAAGGGUAGCAUGAUGGUGCUCAACCAGCUCAGUAACCUGGAGACAACGGUGGGCCGCUUCUAUAUCAACCUGCCCAACCGCAUGAUCGACCUAGCCCGUUUCAGUUUGCCCUACGCUGACCCCAUGGGAGAUGGGUUUAUCAUGACUGUGAGUCGUCCCUGUUACUUUGGUAACCUGCUACUGGGCGUGGUCGGAGUGGAUGUGAAUCUGGCCUACAUUUUGGAGGAUGUCACGUACUAUCAAGACUCUUUGGCUUCAUACACCUUUCUCAUUGACAACAAAGGUUACACCUUGAUGCACCCGUCACUAACCCGGCCUUACCUGAUGACCGAGCCUCCUCUUCACACAGAUAUUAUUCACUAUGAGAAUAUUCCGCGAUUCCAUGUUGUACGACAGAACAUUCUCAACCUCCCAUUGGGCAGUCAGGUUAUUGCUGUUCCAGUUAACUCAUCUUUGUCUUGGCAUACAAACCGCCUCCGAGACAACAGCAAAGACGCAUACAACGUCAGCUACGCCUGGAAACUGGUUCAGGACACAUCUUUCAUUCUAUGCAUAGUGUAUGUGCAGCCAGAGAUUCCGGUAAAACAGCUCAAAAACCUGAACACUGCACCCGGCUCCAAGCUCUUGUACCACCGUUUAGACCUGUUGGGUCAGCCCAGCUCUUGCCUCCACUUUAAACAGCUUGCGACCGUUGAGUCCCCCACAGUGAUGCUGGCAGCUGGGAGCUUCUCCUCUCCGUACGAGCACCUCAGCCAGCCAGAAACAAAGCGCAUGGUGGAGCACUACACCGCCUACCUGAGUGAUAACACCAGGCUCAUCGCCAACCCAGGCCUGAAGUCCUCUGUCAGGAAUGAGGUUAUGGCGACCAGUCACGUCACGGAUGAGUGGAUGACACUAAUGGAAAUGAGUAGCCUCAACUGCUACAUUGUGCGGCGUUACAUAGCAACGCCCAGUGGGGUGCUCCGGAUUUACCCUGGAUCAUUGAUGGACAAAGCCUUUGACCCGACUCGUAGACAAUGGUACCAGCAUGCUGUGGCCAACCCUGGCCUCAUCACCUUCACUGGGCCUUACUUGGACGUGGGUGGAGCAGGCUACGUUGUUACAAUCAGCCACACCAUUCAUGCCUCCAGUUCUCAGAUGGCCCCUGGCUAUGCGGUUGCAGUGAUGGGUGUAGACUUUACCCUGCGUUACUUCUAUAAGGUUCUGUUGGACUUGCUUCCUAUCUGCAACCAGGACAAAGGCACCAAGAUCAGGUGCUUCAUAAUGGAGGACAGAGGUUACCUGGUAGCACACCCCACUCUCAUUGACCCCAAAGGCCAUGCCCCUGCAGAGCAGCAGCACAUCACACACAAGGAGCCAUUGGUUGCCAAUGACAUCCUGAACCACUCCAACUUUGUGAAGAAGAACUUGUGCAACAGCUUCAGUGAUCGCACAGUGCAGCGUUUCUACAAGUUCAACACCAGCAUACUGGGCGACCUAACUAACCUCGUCCACGGCAGCCAUUGCUCUAAGUAUCGUCUGACCAGAAUACCCGGCACCAACGCCUUUGCCGGUAUCGUCAACGAGACGUGUGACUCCCUCGCGUUCUGCGCCUGCAGCACAGUGGACCGCCUUUGUCUCAACUGCCACAGGAUGGAGCAAAAUGAGUGUGAAUGCCCUUGUGAGUGCCCUCUAGAGGUCAAUGAGUGUACCGGCAACCUCACCAGUGCUGAAAACAGAAAUCCAAGCUGUGAGGUACAUCAAGAGCCCAUCAGUUUGAAUGUGAUUGAUCCCAGUCUGCAGGACACACUGCCUCAGUGUAUCAACACCCGCUGUAGCCAAAGAUACACCAGCAGUGACUGUUAUGGCGUUUUGGACUGUGAGUGGUGCAUGGUGGACAGUGAUGGUAAAACCCACCUGGACAAGCCGUACUGUGCCUUGCAGAAGGAGUGCUUCGGGGGCAUUGUUGGUGCAAAGAGCCCAUAUAUGGACAGCAUGGGCAUCAUCGACGAAGAGGCGGCAUCUUUGAACAUGAUCAAGAGUGCCCCUGUGGGUCCAGUUGCUGGGGGUAUUAUGGGAUGCAUCAUGGUGCUGGUACUGGCCGUGUACGCUUACAGACACCAGAUCCACAGGCGCUCUCACCAGCACAUGUCGCCACUGGCAGCACAGGAAAUGUCGGUGAGAAUGUCCAACCUGGAUAACGACAGAGAUGAGCGGGAUGACGACAGCCACGAGGACAGAGGCAUAAUCAGUAACACUCGGUUUAUUGCUGCGGUGAUCGAGAGGCACACACACACACCAGAGCGACGACGAAGGUAUUGGGGAAGAUCUGGCACGGAGAGCGAUCACGGCUACAGCACCAUGAGCCCUCAGGAGGACAGCGAGAACCCACCGGGCAACAACGACCCGCUUUCGGCGGGCGUGGACGUCGGUAACCACGACGACGACCUGGACCUGGACACGCCGCCUCAGACGGCGGCCCUACUCAGCCACAAAUACUACCCCUACCGACACACGCACACGCACCACCACCCGCUGCACACACACCACCUGCAGGCGGCGGUCACCGUGCACAGCGUGGACGCCGAGUGCUGAUCCUUCACGGGGAUAGAACUUGAAAAUAAAUAGAAAUCUAUAGAAAAUAGGUGCUUAUGGAGACAAGAAACUUGUCUUCAGCCUGACCAAGUGUACAUAAAAUGACUCUCGGAAUGGGGACUCUUUUUUUUAAGAGCAACCUUCAGCACAUUAGGAGACGUUCAUCAGCACAACUAAAAACUGUGAAAGGACCAACAGAGCUGGACGCGUCAAGGAGUGGAGCAGAAACAUCCACAGAUUUGCAGGAAUACAAAAAAACCAACUAUUUUUCUACUCCUUAUUUGACGAUUCCUUCAUGAGGGUUCAGUCGAGCCUUAAUCCCCUCCAAAUAUUUUGGUGUUCCUGCAAGUGAGGAGCAAUCUGAUCUAUACAUUUUUUAUUUUUUUCCUAAAGUGUCGCAAAAGUUUCAAGACGGAUGACGUGAGAGGCAUUGCUCAAACGACGUGUCUACGAAGAGAUCCUGCGCUGUUUUGCUCCCCAACUCGCUGGACCGGGUUCUGAAGAAGAGUGGAGUCUGGAGCAGGGGUAGGGAACCUGUGGCUGGCGAGCCAGAUGUGGCUCUUUUGAUGACUGCAUCUGGCUCUCAGAUAAAUCUUAGCUGACAUUACUUAACACGAUAAGUAAUGAAUAAUUCCGCCGGAAAUCACAGUGUUAAAAAUAACGUUAAAACUAUAAAUCAUUGUCAUGCAUUUUAAUCCAUCCAUCCGUUUUCUACCGCACCUGUUCAAGGUUGCCGCUGGCUCAGCCAAUCCCAGCUGUCCUUCGGGGUAAUGGUAAGAAGUAUUUUAUUUAUUAUUGGUUAGCUUCAGAAUAACAAUGUUAUUAAAAAUAAUAAGAGACUUAUUAUACUCUAAAAAUGUUGGUUUUACUUAAAGGGGAACAUUAUCACCAGACCUAUGUAAGCGUCAAUAUAUACCUUGAUGUUGCAGAAAAAAGACCAUAUAUUUUUUUAACUGAUUUCCGAACUCUAAAUGGGUGAAUUUUGGCGAAUUAAACGCCUUUCUAUUAUUCGCUCUCGGAGCGAUGACGUCACGUUGUGACGUCACAUCGGGAAGCAAUCCGCCAUUUUCUCAAACACAUUACAAACACCGAGUCAAAUCAGCUCUGUUAUUUUCCGUUUUUUCGACUGUUUUCCGUACCUUGGAGACAUCAUGCCUCAUCGGUGUGUUGUCGGAGGGUGUAACAACACGAACAGGGACGGAUUCAAGUUGCACCAGUGGCCCAAAGAUGCGAAAGUGGCAAGAAAUUGGACGUUUGUUCCGCACACUUUACCGACGAAAGCUAUGCUACGACAGAGAUGGCAAGAAUGUGUGGAUAUCCUGCGACACUCAAAGCAGAUGCAUUUCCAACUGGACUGGACAGAUCAGCUUUCAGGAAAAGAGAGCGGAUGAGGGUAUGUCUACAGAAUAUGUUAAUUGAUGAAAACUGGGCUGUCUGCACUCCCAAAGUGCAUGUUGUUGCCAAAUGUAUUUCAUAUGCUGUAAACCUAGUUCAUAGUUGUUAGUUUCAUUUAAUGCCAAACAAACAUACCAAUCGUUGGUUAGAAGGCGAUCGCCGAAUUCGUCCUCGCUUUCUCCCGUGUCGCUGGCUGUCGUGUCGUUUUCGUCGGUUUCGCUUGCAUACGGUUCAAACUGAUAUGGCUCAAUAGCUUCAGUUUCUUCUUCAAUUUCAUUUUCGCUACCUGCCUCCACACUACAACCAUCCGUUUCAAUACAUGCGUAAUCUGUUGAAUCGCUUAAGCCGCUGAAAUCCGAGUCUGAAUCCGAGCUAAUGUCGCUAUAGCUUGCUGUUCUAUGCGCCAUGUUUGUUUGUGUUGGCAUCACUGUGUGACGUCACAGGAAAAUGGACGGGUGUUUAUAACGAUGGUUGAAAUCAGGCACUUUGAAGCUUUUUUUAGGGAUAUUGCGAGAUGGGUAAAAUUUUGAAAAAAACUUCGAAAAAUAAAAUAAGCCACUGGGAACUUAUUUUUAAUGGUUUUAACCCUUCUGAAAUUGUGAUAAUGUUCCCCUUUAAAAAUGCACGCAUUUAGUUGUAUUCAGUGUUAAAAAAUAUUAUAUGGCUCUCAUGGAAAUACAUUUUAAAAUAUUUGGCUUUCCUGGCUCUCUUGGCCAAAAAGGUUCCCGCCCCCUGGUCUGGAGUCUAUUGUUCUGGAACUUUUCUGACGCCUGUGGCCUUUGGGUUGGACGAGUCUGAACUCGAGUAAUACUGGGCGUGGCCUGGAUACUCAUAAGCGGGGUGCUGCUCAGUGACCCCUAGUGGUCUACUAGGAGAACUGUGCUCGCUUCUUCCUUAGCAACAUGUCACAUUUUGUACAGUCAAAAGUUUAUGAUGGACACUCCUUUUCAUUUAGGAAGAAUGAGAGGGAAAGAUGCUGCUGGUGUUCAAAGGAGACAGCCCCUCUGUGAUUAACCACUCAAAAGUGUGCGUGCGUGCGUGUGUGUGUUGGAACUGGACCAUUUGUGUAUUUCUCCUCAAGAUUGUAUUAUAGGAGUGGCUCUCGGACUACUUUCACCAAGUACCGCCUCAGAAAAAACCUUCUCCAUAAUGACCCACAUGAAUAUGCAGUACCAUAAUAGGCCCAAAUGUUCAUUUAAAAGAAGGCUAAAGUAAAUUACACACAGUUUGAACAGUAACACUGUGUUUGAAAAAUGAUAAAACACUGUACUUUAAUCAAGUGAUUCUUUGGCAUACCACUAGAUGGAGCCUGCCUACCACUCGUGGUUCACGUACCACAGUUAGAGAAUGAUUAUAUAUUAUAGCAUAUACUGUAGAUCCGGUGAUGCAAAGAGUCAGUGGCUUCCAUUGUUCUUUUUGCCUUCAAGGUACAUAAACUGAUGCAAAAUAGUUAUGAGAGUUCUUUACACUCCAUUUUUUGUUGCUGAGAAGUCCUGAUGAUGCUCUGUUUGCGUACGUCGUCUUCUGUACUUUAAGUUCAUUCUUCUUCAGGUCCAUAUUGGAUGGAAUACUUAUUUUUACAGGAGCUUUAUAAAAUGUUACCGUGUAUCUUCUAAGCUGGUCUCUCCAAACAACGUAUUGUAGAUACGCUAAAUGAAGCGGUACAUGAUUUUUGUGCAGGAGAGGACUUUUAUUCUGCCUCAAGAUUGCAUUCAUUUGUCUCUAGUAUCCUCCUCAUCUUUGAGAAUAUGAAAGUUGUAGAAUUACCAGAAUAAAUUAGGAAUGAAAGUCAUAUUUUUUCAAAAACAAAGUUGCAAUAUUACGUGCUUGAGGUAUCUGUUAAAAUUUUCGGAGUCUAAAAAAAAUCGAUUCUCAACGGGAUUCAUCAUUUUCAAAAAUCGAUAAACAUUUUUUAAGAAUCAGUUUUCAAAAAUACGUCUUUACUCAUUGUGAAUGUACAGUGGGAAUGGGAUUCGUCACGGUUUAUCCGACACAUGAAACGUGACAAAUGGGAGAGUGGGCGUGCACUAUCCACUUUAGCCGCCUGAUAGCAGUAGAGUGAGGAAUAUCUUAAAAUGUGUUUUGUAGCAAUUCUAACUUUGACCACAGCGUCAGUUGCUAUGUAGAGUGGUGCUUUCCAUCGUUUUCACCUGACUGCAUUGCUAAAUGAUUAACACCUCCACAUCCAGGAAUGGGGCCAUAUGAAUCCCUUCCCUACUGUAUGCCAUACACCAGCAGCCAAGAGGAGCUUUUGUCACCUGGUUUGAAAAGGUUCUUAUUAUAUAAUUUUAUACCAAACAAUAUAUUAUGAGAAUCUUUUUUAAUUAAGAAUCGAUUAAAUGUCUAACUUUCGCCCCAAAAAUCUGUAUUUCAUCAUGAGUUGUUGUAGGGUCCACAUUCCUAAAAAAAUUACAUUUUGCAUAUAACUUUUUUUUUUCUUGUAAUUUUACAAUUUUCUUAUUUUCAAUUUGGCCCAUGUAUGUCUUAUUUUAUUAUUAUUUUUCUCCACUAAUGCUGACCCUGCUUAUUGACUUUUUGGGCUUUAGUUUUCUGAUAGAGACAAAUAAAGUAAAGUCAAUGCAUUUUAAAUAAUAUUACAAACUUGUGUUUGGGCAUUUACAACUUUUUAUCUUUUUUAAAAAAUUUAACAAAGUUUUUCAAUCGUGUUGACCACCUGUUUCAUGUGUGUGCCUGCGAGCGUGUGUGUACAGAAGUAACACUUAUUUCAUGUACUGAAGGAUCUCUCAUGUAUCAUAUAAAGUUAUCAAAUGGAAUGUGAAUGUGAUAAAGUUCUU
Molecule: messenger RNA, 8361 nt
Organism: Nerophis lumbriciformis (worm pipefish)
Lineage: Eukaryota; Metazoa; Chordata; Actinopteri; Syngnathiformes; Syngnathidae
Gene: cachd1
Product: cache domain containing 1
Cellular component (GO): voltage-gated calcium channel complex
Molecular function (GO): voltage-gated calcium channel activity
Source: RefSeq, a predicted model, not a curated record